Molecule: messenger RNA, 2414 nt
Organism: Zingiber officinale
Lineage: Eukaryota; Viridiplantae; Streptophyta; Magnoliopsida; Zingiberales; Zingiberaceae
Product: probable methyltransferase PMT28
Exons: 8
Coding region: 212-2290 (692 amino acids)
Cellular component (GO): trans-Golgi network; cytoplasm; endosome
Molecular function (GO): methyltransferase activity
Source: RefSeq, a predicted model, not a curated record
UGCUUCCGUUCUACGUUUUACUCGAGCACCAAAGAAAUAGUCCAUCGUGAACUAACACAGAGAGGGACUUCUUACCAGCUCGUUUUCCGGCGGCCUCAAUUCACCGCUGAAUAGCUCAAGAUUUCUUCUUUUCAACAAGGGGGCUACUUUUUUUCCAGAUCUUUCAGCUUCGGAGAUCAAUGUCGUAGCUUAUUGCUGGCCAUCGCAAGCCAUGGUGAGCGCUCGAUUGGGGCGGAGCAUAAAGCGACCGCCUUUGGGCUUCGGCGUUAAAGUUUCGCUGGUGUUCUUAUUGGGUCUUGCUUUUGUUGUUAUCUGGUGGGCAUUCUCCUCCCCUUCGGCCUCCGUCGUGUCCUUGGAAAGGAACAGCUUCGGGGAAAUCGAAGCGCCGCCCGCCACCACGGCCGCGAAGAAAAAGCACAAGGAGACCCAGAAGAAGACCCACCGGAAUAAGACUCCAAUUCCGCCGCAUAAAGAUGAUAAUUUGAAGAAAAGUGAAGAUAGAUCCAGAAAAGAGAAAAAUAAGGAGAGGGAGAAAGUAGGAGGAGAGAUCGAGCAGGCGGUGGUGGCUAAGAAUGAGACGAGCGAGCUAGUAGAGGAGGCGGAGGAUGAUGAGAAGGUCGAGUUGGAGGGACUAGAAGAAGUGGCGGAUAACGAGAAUAUGACGGAUGAAGACAUGCAAGAUGAUGGCGAUGAGAAUACGGAGGGCGUCGGCGGGGGUGAUGAAGCCAGUAAUAGCAAGGCUAAGAAGAAGAAAAAGUUGGGCCCUUUAUUUGAUCCAAAAGUGCGAUAUACAUGGAAGCUUUGCGGCCAAAAGACUGGGCAAAACUAUAUCCCCUGUGUGGAUAUGGAAGGUGGGCACCGACACCAUAAGAGGAGUUGCCCUCGAACUCCAUUAAUGUGUUUGGUUUCUCUUCCAAAGGAUUACAGGUCUCCAGAGCCAUGGCCUGGGAGAGAUUCGAAGAUUUGGUUCAGCAAUCUGGAACACCCAAAGCUAUCCGCAUUCAUCAAAACUCAAAACUGGUUGAAUCUCUCCGGUGACUAUCUGUUAAUCCCUCCAAAGGCAUCUGAGUUCAAGGGUGGUGCUGAACAGUAUGUUAGUUCGAUUGAAGAGAUGGUUCCAGACAUAGAAUGGGGUAAGAAUAUCCGUGUAAUCUUGGACAUUGGAUGUACUGGUGGGGGUUUUGGAGUUGCUCUUCUGGAAAAGAAUGUGAUAACAUUAUCUUUCGGGUUGAUGGGUGAUCAGACAGAUCUAGCUCAACUCACCCUUGAGAGGGGUAUCCCUGCAGUGCUAGGGAAUUUGGCAUCAAGAAGACUUCCUUUUCCAAGUAGUGUUUUUGAUGCAAUUCAUUGUGGUGAAUGUGGCAUACCUUGGCACUCAAGUGGUGGUAAGCUUCUUCUGGAAAUGAACAGAAUUCUACGCCCUGGAGGAUACUUCAUUACAUCAACCAAAAAUGGAGACAUUGAUUCUGAAGAAGGCAUGUCGACAUUGAUUGCCUCAAUUUGUUGGAGUAAUCUCGGCCACAAAACUGAUGAAGAUAGUGAAACAAACAUCAGAGUAUACCAGAGGCCGACUUCAAAUGAUGUAUACGAGCUAAGAGCAACAAAAAAACCAUCCUUUUGCCAGGAAAAUGAAAAUCAAGAUGCUGCAUGGUACACUCCUAUAAAACCAUGUCUCCACAAGGUUGCAGCAGCUAUUGAAGAACGAGGCACUGACUGGCCCGAGGAGUGGCCGAAGAGGCUUGACACUUUUCCAGAAUGGCUAGCUGAUUCACAUGAUAAGUUGACUGCAGAUCAUAAACAUUGGAAGGCUGUAGUUGACAAAUCAUACCUUGGCGGAUUGGGGAUUGAUUGGUCAACCAUCAGAAAUGUGAUGGACAUGAAAUCAAUAUAUGGAGGAUUUGCAGCUGCUCUAGCAUCUCAGAAAGUCUGGGUGAUGAAUGUAGUCCCUGUUCAUGCUCCAAAUACUCUUCCUAUUAUUUUCGAGCGUGGGCUUCUCGGUAUCUAUCACGAUUGGUGUGAACCGUUUAGCACAUAUCCAAGGUCCUAUGAUCUUUUGCAUGCUGAUCAUCUAUUCUCGCGUCUCAAGAACAGGUGCAAGCAGCCAGUAGUUAUCGUCGUCGAGAUGGAUCGGAUACUAAGGCCAGGUGGUUGGGUCAUCAUCCGCGAUAAGUUGGAGAUCUUGGACCCCUUGGAGGCAAUCUUGAGGUCACUCUACUGGGACAUCAGAACGACAUACGGCAAAGACAAGGAAGGCCUGAUCUGUGCACAGAAGACAACAUGGAGACCAUAAAGCUCAUGUACUAUAUAGAAACUUGUGAUUCUUGGGUCAUUCAUUUCCCCAAGUUGUUUGAAUGUCUCCUCAUUGUGGCAUAUUUCGGUUCUUUCUAAACCAAAAUGUCCAUGGUCAAUGCUUA